Molecule: messenger RNA, 1262 nt
Organism: Merops nubicus (carmine bee-eater)
Lineage: Eukaryota; Metazoa; Chordata; Aves; Coraciiformes; Meropidae
Product: gap junction gamma-1 protein-like
Exons: 1
Coding region: 15-1262 (415 amino acids)
Biological process (GO): cell communication
Cellular component (GO): connexin complex
Source: RefSeq, a predicted model, not a curated record
ACUGAGUAGCCCUUAUGACCAACAUGAGCUGGAGCUUUCUCACCCGCCUGCUAGAAGAGAUCCACAACCACUCCACCUUCGUGGGGAAGGUCUGGCUCACCGUGCUCAUCGUCUUCCGCAUCGUCUUGACGGCGGUGGGGGGCGAGUCCAUCUACUCUGAUGAGCAGAGCAAGUUCACCUGCAACACCAAGCAGCCCGGCUGCGACAACGUCUGCUACGACGCCUUCGCCCCGCUCUCCCACGUCAGGUUCUGGGUCUUCCAGAUCAUCAUGAUCUCCACCCCUUCCGUCAUGUACCUGGGCUACGCCAUCCACAGGAUCGCCCGCUCGGCGGAGGAGGAGAAGAAGUUCAAGGGGUUCAAGAAGAAGAAGCAGUUUGCUCUGAACUGGCAGGCGGUGCGCAGCGUGGAGGACCCGAUGGAGGCCGACGAGGAGGAGCCCAUGAUCUCGGACGACGCGGCGGAAGGCGAGAAGGCCAAAGCCAAGCCCAAGAGCAAAGAGCCCCAGAAGCACGACGGGAGGAGGCGCAUCCAGCAAGAAGGACUGAUGAAGAUCUACGUCUUCCAGCUCCUCACCAGAGCUUCCUUCGAAGUCUGCUUUUUGAUAGGGCAGUAUCUGCUCUACGGUUUUGAGGUAGAAGCCUAUUACGUCUGCAACAGAGUCCCUUGCCCUCACACUGUGGACUGCUUCGUGUCCCGGCCGACGGAGAAGACCAUCUUCCUCCUGGUGAUGUACGUCGUGAGCUGCCUCUGCUUACUGCUGAACAUGUGUGAGAUGUUCCACCUGGGGUUUGGGACCAUCCGAGACGCCAUCCGCAACCGGAAAAUCAACAGCUUCAGGCAGCCCCCCUACAACUACGCCUACCCCAAGAACAUCUCCUGCCCUCCCGAGUACAACCUGGUAGUGAAAUCAGAGAAGUCCACCAAGAUCCCCAACAGCCUGAUGGCUCACGAGCAGAACCUGGCGAACGUGGCGCAGGAGCAGCAGUGCACCAGCCCCGACGAGAACCUCCCUGCAGACCUGUCCACCCUCCACAAACACCUGCGGGUGGCCCAGGAGCAGCUGGACAUAGCAUUUCAGAGCUACAGCAGCACCCAGGGCAACACGCAACCUUCUCGGACCAGCAGCCCCGCCUCGGGUGGCACGGUGGUGGAGCAGAACAGGGCCAACACCGCCCAGGAGAAACAGGGUGCUAAACCCAAGGCCUCCUUGGAGAAAGGAAGCUCGAGCAGUAAAGAUGGGAAGACGUCUGUGUGGAUCUAG